CGUGUGCUUACAAAAACAAGUGCUUGAUCCAUCGUCAGCGAGAAGCGGAGGUUCUUCAUUCGACAUCUACGGCGCCAUCUUAUUGCUUUGAGCGAGGUAGAUCGAGACAAAUAGACAAGGUUGUCAUCAUCACUGGUAAUUAUGAGCGGAGCUAGAGCUCGCAUCGACCCGCCUGUUGCUACUGAGAAUGUCUCGAUCACCGGGCACAGUUCCGCGGCUGCUGCGCGGGAGCGCAAGCCAGGUGGAGGGGUUCUGAAGAGACUCAAGUCUCGGCAAAGCCAGGUGGAUAGUAGGCCCGUCACAGAAGAUGAUCUUCGAACACAAAUUGGCCACAUCACCCCUGAAGAGGUCCUAAGAUUGCGGGUUGCUACUCGGGGGUACCUGUGUAAACCAGAGGACAACAUCUUCGACAUAGAUUUCAUCCGCUUUAAAAUCAGAGACUUGGAGACAGGGACUGUGUUGUUUGAAAUUGUAAAACCACCUCAUACGGAGGAAGAUGAGGAGAAUGGAGAGGGAGACAUGAGUGCCGGACGUUUUGUAUGCUACCAGUUCACCACUGCAUUCCUACAACUGAGGACUGUGGAGCCACGUGCAGUGGAGUUUACGGUUGGUAACCGGCCUCUGAACAGCUUCAGGAUGAUUGAAAGGCACUACUUCAGGGAUCACCUCCUGAAGAGCUUUGACUUUGACUUCGGCUUCUGUAUCCCAAACAGCCGCAACACCUGCGAACACAUCUACGAGUUCCCUCAGCUGUCUGAGAGCUUGGUUCAUCAGAUGGUGGAGCAUCCCUACGAGACGAGAUCGGACAGCUUCUACUUCGUAGACAACAGACUGGUCAUGCACAACAAGGCAGACUACUCUUAUAACGGGGGCAGGCGUUGAGUCUGUUAUGUGCCUSUUUGUGUGUGUGUGUGUAUGUUUGUGUGUGUGCUGUGCCAAAGCCUAUACUCACACAAACAGACUCUCACCCAAGUGUUGAGUACUGUAAGUUAAACAAACUCUAUUGUCAUGGCAUAGCUGCUAGUAUGGAAAAGUUUAAGAACAGCAGGACAGAUCCACAUUAGAGCCAAAUAGACUACUGGCAAUAGUAUGGCAACAUUCUGCCAUAUAGUGCUUUGUCUUUCUCUCACCAAAAAUGAAAUGUGUUUCAGCUAACCAAGUGAUUUAUGUUAGUGUGUAAAAGGACAGUUAAUGUACUGUUCACUCUUUGACUUUUAGGGGGAGUCAUACUCAUAAAGGACCAGACAAUGCCCACAUACAUACAUACAGACAGGCAGACUGACAGGCAGAUAGGCAGACAGAUAUAGAAACAAUCUCCCUCGCUCCCUCCUUCCCUCUCCUUCUCUCUAUUUCUCUCUCUCUGUCGUUACCUGCUGUGCCCACCCGCCACUCUAGAUGUAUUAAUAAGAGAGGAAGGGGGAAGACACACACAAACCCACUCACACACACUCACUGUCAAACACACAUGCCAGCUCACUCACAUACAGUGCCUAGUGAAAGUCUACACACCACUUGCUUGUCCCCAGCAGGGACUUGUGAGUUUGUCAGGAUCAAAAUAAAUAUGAAACAAGCAAAGCCCAGGUAAGAAGUUAGAGGAAAACCUGCCUCAGUCUUCUGAAUACCCUGGGAUAGAGUUUUAUUUUACAGCAAGACAAUUACACCAAUGUUAAUGCCAAAGACACACCAGAAUGGCUUUCAAAGUGGUGUUGAGUGUUUCUGAAUGGUCCAGUCUCAGUCCUGACUUAAAUCUGCUUGAAAAAUCUGAAACAAGGUUUGAAUAUUGCUGCCCAUCAAUGAUUCCCUUCCAAAUGUACUGAGCUCGAGCAAUUUUGACAAAAACUAUGGAUAUAUGUUGCCCUAAGAGUUGUGCAUAGGUGGUAGAAUCUUAUUCAAGAUGAUUUACAGCUGUAAUUGCUGACAAAGUUGCUUCUACCAUAUAUUAACUAUGGGGUCUGAAGACAUCUUAAUUAUUAUAAUAUAUAUUUUUUAAGUUCUAUACUUUUUCUUUCACUUUGAAAAUGUGGAGCUUGUUGUGUA
This is a messenger RNA of Salvelinus sp. IW2-2015, 2037 nucleotides long. Its product is annotated as protein unc-119 homolog B-like. The record is from RefSeq and is a predicted model, not a curated record. NCBI's taxonomy places the organism in Eukaryota, Metazoa, Chordata, Actinopteri, Salmoniformes, Salmonidae. Gene Ontology annotation, cellular component: cilium. Gene Ontology annotation, biological process: nervous system development; lipoprotein transport; cilium assembly. Gene Ontology annotation, molecular function: lipid binding.